AAUUUGUUCAGGUUUGUUCUAUUCCAUGAUGCUCUCUAUUUAAUUUUCUGGCUAGAUGAGGUUGCUUUCAUGUGGUUAGACAGCAAAAGAAGAAAAUGAAAUAAAUGAGUCUGUAGCUCUAUGCGAAUUUGCUUAUGAAUAUAACUAUUUCAUAUCAAACUAAUUCUGCCUAUUAGAAUUGAUUAAGCUUUAUUCAUUGUAUAAUUCAGUGGUAUGUCUGUCUUCGCAGAAAAUCAUCAACAGCAACCAGAGCAACUAAUAGGCUUUCCAUAUAAAAAUGGUGUUGUGUCUAAGCCAGAACAAUUAAUAGACUUUGCACAUAAGAAUGAUGGUGUGUCUAAGGAAGAACAACUAUUAAACUUUGAAUUGAAGAGUAAUGGGAUGUCUAAGACAGCUGAAUCGAAUGAAUUUAGGAUCUCUGUAGCACAGCAGGCCGAGCCAGCACCACCAUCUCAACCGCAGGUUAUAGAGCUGAGUGACGAUGACGACGACGACGACGAUGAUGAUGAAAGUGAUCAACCAAUCAUUACAAAAGAGGUUUGGAAGGAAGGUGAAAGUCCUAGUGAUGGUGGACUAUUGGUGAAAAUUCUUCAAUCUUUACCACCUUUUCACAUUUAAUGGAGGUAAAAAUUGUACAUUAUGAUGAAUUUUUAC
Molecule: messenger RNA, 654 nt
Organism: Arachis ipaensis
Lineage: Eukaryota; Viridiplantae; Streptophyta; Magnoliopsida; Fabales; Fabaceae
Source: RefSeq, a predicted model, not a curated record